AGGAAGAGGAGGAAGACCAUCGGAUCCGUGAGCUGCGGGUGGCGUUGCUCUCCAACUUGGCCUUGGCCUCCUCGCGGCAGAAGAAGUUCCGCCCUGCAGUGAACUUUUGCGAGGAGGUGUUGCUGGAAGAGCCGGGCAAUGUGAAAGCGCUGUAUCGGAAAGCAGAUGCCUUGGGGGAGCUGUGCGAUUGGCAUGAAGCUGAAGAGGCUGCUGACCAGCUGCAGCAGAAGGGCGGGGAGGAGGGCGCUAAGUUGGCCCAGCAGAAGAGGGACGAGUGGAAACGCCGGCAGCGCCAAGCUGAUGACCAACAGAAGAAGAUGUGGUCGGCUGCUUUGGAGAAGGAGAAAGCUGCCGAGAAGGCGGAGAAGGCCGAGAAGGCGGAAAAAGCUGAAGCAGAUGCCAAGGCCAAGCCGAAGGAGGCGAAGCCCAAAGUGGCACUGGAAGCCUGGAUGCCCUCAAAGGUGGAGGCUAUGAGCCCAUUUGACCUGCGGAAGAAGAUGAUCGAGUGGCAGGAGGAAGAUGACUUCAGCGACAAGAUCUGGAAAGAGUCCCUAGGCCGCAAGGAGGCGAGCUUCUACCAGAAGCGCGCCUUGCCCUUGUCCCUGCUGGCGGGCUGCGCGCUCGCGGAGAUGGAGCUGCCGAAGCUCUCGGACCUGGUGGUGCAUUGCAUUCUGGAUGGCAACUUGGCGCCCUUCUCCGACCCUCACGACUGGAGCAUAUUUCUGAAACGAUGUCCUGAAGUGCGCAGCAUGCUGGUGAUCUAUAUCGACAUCGGUGCGGUGGCCCUGGACAAGGACGGCAGACCACCGCCCACCUACGGCAUGCUGCUGCCUCCCUCGGAGGAGGGUCGUUGCGGCGACCGGGUGGCCCGGGCUGCACGCUUCAUGGGCACCUACCAGGAGUUCAAGAAGCAUUGCCGUGAUCUACCCGGCCUUGUCCGUCCACACGUGGCCUUGUGGGCAGAUGUACCCCUCUACGGUUUUCAUGAUGAAGACUUCAGCAUUCGAUUGCAGGCCUUAUCGCAGCUGCGGGAGGAGGGCAUCAGCAUGGUCUUCACCUUUGGCCACGAGGUGCCCGGCCUGCCUGGUGGCCCGGCGCUCAAGCUCGAGGACGUGGCCAAGGAGUCCAUGGCCAUCCUGGCGCUCUCUGGGCUGGGACUUCGGAAGCUCACUGCCUGGCAUUGGAACCGCUUCGUGGUGCCAUUGGACCGCGGGCCUCAUGGGAUCUUAGCCGGGCACGCCUUGCUGAGCGUUUGGAAGCCUGGCAAGACUGCUGAAGGAAGCGCCGCUCCGACGGUGUCCGUCGUGAAGGAGGCGCUGAAGCGUCGCGGUGUCGCCCUGACCGCUGUGAAGCCUCCGGGACCUCCCAAGCAGUUCGACCAAAAGUUCGUGGAGAUGCGAGACAAGCAGUGGCAGGCAUUUUGCCAACACCUUCAGAUGCAAGGAAGGGUUCCAGCGGGUCCUGGGGCCAAUGAAGAGGAAAAGCGCCGACAAAUGAUCGAAUGGCGUCAGUUCGUCGGAGGUGAGUGAGUGAAGUGGCCCAAGCGUGCGGCCUGCCAAAACGUGCUUGGAAGCCGAGGAGUGGCAGGUCUCAAGGUGUGAGGGCUAGAGUUGGUACCAGCUCGGUCAAAUCUAUCGCCAGCUUGGUGAGUAGCUAUAUUGGUGAAGCCGCCCCUCCGCCUUUGGCACGAACUUGCUAAGCCGAAGCCAACUUAGUGCUGCCAGGGGGGAGAGGUGGUGUCACUGCGACCCACAGGUCGCAGAAGCGCAGCCGAGGAAGAAAAGAAGAGUCCAGGGUCGCUGCGGCUCGAGGUUUGGGCGACUUACUCGGCCG
This is a messenger RNA of Durusdinium trenchii, 1833 nucleotides long. The record is from the annotation of a GenBank genome assembly. Lineage: Eukaryota; Dinophyceae; Suessiales; Symbiodiniaceae.